AUGCUCAAUCCCAGCUCUGCUCUGAGGUUGGAGGAAGGUUGGCAAAUAGCCGGGACAACAGGAAACCUCCAGAACCUGAAAAAAUUUAAUAAUCAGGACUUCGGCCACCUCCGAGCCUUGUGUCUGAGCCAAGGCCGGCUGUUUGAGGAUGACACCUUCCCUGCUCACAUCAGCUCCAUCGGUGCGAGCCUGCUCCCAGAGGACCAGCUGCAGCAAAUAGAGUGGAGGAGGCCAACUGAACUUCGAAGAAAUCCCUGUUUGAUCAUGGAUGGAGUUAGCAGAUUCGAUAUUAUUCAAGGACAAAUAGGUGACUGCUGGGUGCUGGCUGCCCUGGGCUCCCUGACAAUGCAGAAGCAAUUUUUGGAAAAUGUUUUACCAAAGGACCAAGGAUUCCAGAAUGAUUAUGCUGGGAUAUUCCAUUUCCGGUUCUGGCAAUUCGGAGACUGGCUGGAUGUGGUGAUAGAUGACCGUCUGCCUUUCCUAAAUGGGAGCUACCUGUCUGUACACCCUCGAACAUCAAAUGAAUUCUGGCCAUCCUUGCUGGAAAAAGCAUAUGCCAAAUUGCGGGGCUCCUACCAGAACUUGCAUGGAGGCUACAUUUCUGAUGCUUUAGUAGACUUCACAGGUGGAGUCCAAGUUCAGUUUUCAUUAAAGAACCCCCCUCCUGAUCUGGAGGAGAUACUGAAAGCUGCUGGCAAAUCUCAGUGUAUGAUGGGGUGUAGCACCUCAGGACAGCUGAGGAACAGAGAAAUGAGGAAUGGAAUUGUACAGGGUCAUGCCUACACUGUCACAGGAGCAGUGAAGAUACGCUACAAGAAUGGCUGGGAACAUAUCAUCAGAAUCUGGAAUCCAUGGGGCCGUGGGGAGUGGAAGGGGGCCUGGAGUGACAAUUCUCCAGAGUGGAACCAUGUUGAGCCUCAAAUCAAGGAAGACCUCUGCAGAAACAAAGAUGAUGGAGAAUUCUGGAUGUCCUGUGAAGACUUUUGUGAGCAGUUUUCCUGGCUGUGUAUAUGUAACAGCACCCCAACGUUCCUGGACUUUGGAGAUCAGCGCAGCACGACAUGGUCUGUGGACAGGCACAUCGACCAGUGGAGUAAUUCACUCUCCACAGGCAGGAACAACUCUUCCCUCGGUGCAGUUUCGAAGAACCCUAAGUAUUUCUUUGAAGUGACAAGUAAUGCCCCCAAAAGCUAUAAUGUGGUCAUUUCACUCAUGCAAAAAUAUGCUGAGGGUAUGGAGGAUGCACAGACUUUGAGGAUUGGCUUUUCGAUCACAAAGAAGAACUCCAAAGUUCUGAAACAAGAUUUUUCUCUUACUCGAGAUGUCACCAACUACUUUACUUUGAGUCCAGGAACCUAUGCUGUCAUUCCUGCUACAACAGAGCACCAAGAUUUUGAAUUUGUCUUACGAAUUUUCUUGAAGAAUGAAUGCUACAAUGAGAACUCAGACUCCCUGCUCAGCCCAAUGCUGCCAACGGUUGUACCAAGACAGAACCAGGACAGCUCCUAUAAGGCUAUCUUCCUAAGAUAUGCUAAACAGGGCUCAGCUAUUGAUGCCUCGCAGCUGCGACAACUCCUUAAUGAAGUGGUCCUGCAAGAUGAAAUGGCCAGCCUUGGAGGAAAAUUCAGCUUUGAUUCAUGCAGAGGCAUUUUAGCUCUGAUGGAUACGAAUUCGAAUGGACGACUCACACUGCAGGAGUUUGGGAGCCUCUGGCAAAAACUCACCAAGUACAUGGAUAUCUUCACGAGGGAAGACAGAAAUAAUUCUGGAUUUCUUGACAUAUCUGAAUUGAAGAGUGCAAUACAGACAGCAGGUCUGGCCAUCAAUGAGCAAGUCCUACACCUGGUGUCCCUGCGGUUUGGUGAUGUUACCAGGAGAAUCGGCUUCUCUGACUUCAUGUGCUGCAUGCUGCGCCUUGAAACCAUGACCUGUGCAUUUCAAAACUUAGCAAAUGGUGGAUCACAAAUUUUGGUGACGGCAAUGGAGUGGCUGACUCUUGUCAUGUACAUCUGAAGACUUGUCCGAGCUCAAUGUGGCUGGUGAGAAAUCUCCUCAGUACUAUACACACUGGGAUGAAAGGGGUGGCUUUUCUGCUCCUUGGUGUGAGACAGCUUGAAGCCAUCCCACAAAGCCAUCCAGGGGGCUCUUGAAGAAACAAUAACUGUGAAGGCAUGAAGUCAGGUUUUCUUAUGGAUAUUCACUUAUGCUUGAUGGCACUCAGAUGUCUGGACUGAUGGUCCUUCUCAGGUGAACUGGAGUUUUUUUGGAGAGAGAAGAAAGAGAUCCAUGGGGAAGCUGGUAGUACUUAAUGGCCUAGGCAGGCUCGAAGUGCUGACUGUAAUCGCCUCUCAUCUUUGUGUAAAUAGUUUGGCUGGUUUUCCUGCUUCACAAAAGUCGGGAACUGCUCUGUUAACUCCAUUGCAAAUAAGAACAGAGUCAGGCCUUUUAUUUGCAAGGGCUGUUUAUUGCUUAGGUAAUAAAACCAAUUAAGACAGUUUUUCUGAAUUAAUUCUUAAUUUGCUUUUGUGACACUUCUAAAUGCCAGAAAAAGAUUGAAGAAAUUAAUUGUAAUUAAUAAAUAACACCAGGAGCUUUACAUUUUUUUUACACUUUAUUAAAAGAAAACGAAGUCUUGUGUAUGUUCCUCAGCUGUAGAGAUUCAACUUUACUUGCUACGUAGAGGAAGAGGCAUAUUAGAAACAUAGAACAUUGUUCAGUGUUUUUUGUCUGAUUUCCAGCGUGUGCAUCAGGACCAUUUGGGAAGAGACAAGUUUAUCUGAAUUGCAUUCUCUUUCUCUGUCCUGAUGUCUUUAAAAGGGCUUCUUCAAAUAAAAUUGCUGCUCAAAUGUUUAACUUAAAUAUGCUAAAUAACUGUAGCCUCUCAGUAGCCCACACACAAACUCCACUUCCAUACUUUUAUCAUGAUGAUAAAAGCAAAUCUAGUGAUCUAUUCCAUUCAACUAUUGAAUAAAAAAAUCUCUGAAGUCUCUCUUUGUGUAAACGCCAAAAAGAUGGAUGCAAACGUCGAUGGAUGAAAGCAAUUCAGGGUAGUCAUGGCAAUAUCAUUCAUACCAUGCCUCACCCAGACCCUCUGCACAAUUUUCCAUCAAGGUAUCCACACACAAGCCACAGAUUUACUCAUCUGGCAGUAAGAUGUUACAUGCUGGAGCAACAGCUACAUCACAAGGUAAAGUCAUUUUGCAGCAAUGUCUCAUUCUGCAGCUUGGAGAGCAUUACUCAUAUAGGUAAGUCUUAUGCAAGCAGGGCCACUGUACCCACCCUUUCACA
This is a messenger RNA of Cygnus olor (mute swan), 3288 nucleotides long. Its product is annotated as calpain-13-like. The record is from RefSeq and is a predicted model, not a curated record. Gene Ontology annotation, molecular function: calcium-dependent cysteine-type endopeptidase activity; calcium ion binding. The coding region runs from base 1 to 2013 and encodes 670 amino acids. Gene Ontology annotation, biological process: proteolysis. Gene Ontology annotation, cellular component: cytoplasm. The transcript is spliced from 21 exons. Lineage: Eukaryota; Metazoa; Chordata; Aves; Anseriformes; Anatidae.